AUGGGACGCCCAAAGGUACUCCCAGCGAACCGUCUGCGGGCCAAUACCGCCUGCACGGCAUGUCGUGCAUCGAAAAAGCGAUGCAGUGGCUCUUUUCCCUGCACCAAUUGUAUCCAUAAGGGUCGUGCUCAGACUUGCAUCCCUUUCAAAUCAGCCUCAUCAACUAGACCAUCUACACUUCCACGUACUCGGCGGGAACCAGCAGCAUUGCGGCAGCCUGUCGGGACGACUCCUAUUUCACCAUGCCAAGGAACAAGUAGCAACAAUAUGCAGAGUCCGCGAUCCUCACGGAUUCAAGAGGGAAGUCCAUCCGACCGGCGUGUCGAACAGUCCCUCAACCAGGGCUCCCGGUCCCCUGAGGCGACGCAUCGAACUCAUCCCAGGAUGCUUCGAAGCCUCCAGGGCGAAAGAGUCUACGUUGGCAAGGCCGCUUCCUUGUCCUUUCUCCAGUUGCUUCGAGAGACGGUGACGCAGCAUAUUGGCCCAUCACAAUUCUCCCAUAACUACAGGAGUGAGGACAUGCUAGAGACGGAAGCUCACCAUGAUGCUCUCGAUUUCUCCGCAGAUGCCUGCAAUAUCGAGGCCAGGCGAAGCUUUGUGCAAAAGUUCUCAAUAGCAACUAGUGGGCUCAUUCAUCUGAGUCUCGACACGGAUAAAUUGCUGGCAGAACAGCAAGAUUUGAACUCAACACGUGGGCAAAUCCAUGCAGCCAUUGGAGAUUUAAUGAUCGCUAUCGGGGCGCAAUCAUGCUCGGAUGAGCCUGACAACGUGAGAAUUCAGCAAUAUUUUGCUGAGCGCGGACAACGCCGCGCAUUUUCCAGUAUGCUGGAGGAUCCUAGUUUGGAUAUCGUGCGAGUAUUUCUUCUCCUGUCUUUCUAUAUGUUUGGAGCAUGUCGUCGCAACGCAGCUUUUAUGUAUCUCGGAGUGGCUACUCGGGCAGCGGUCGCACUGGGACUUCACGUGGACUCUUCCGGGUCCUCAACUCCCGCCGCGCAAGAAGAUAGGUCUCACCUCUGGAUGAGCCUCUGCACGAUCGACCUCCUGGCGAGCUCGAUCUUGGGGCGACCAGCAGCGACGGCGGGACUACUUUCCUGGAGCCGAAACGACCUUGCUUUGGGAUCUUCGCCGGCCGAAGCAGGCUUGCUUGCCUCGUAUCAGCUAGCGCUGAUCAUCGAUGAGAUAACCACUCGAUUGUACAGCGAACGAUCUGCCUCAACCGAGACUGCCGAUCUACUUCUAGCCAAGUUGAACAGCUGGAGCAGUCUACUACCAGAGUGUCUACGGACCCCGUUGGUAGGAAAUGAUGAUCCAGUUGCGGCGCAAGAGCGUAUCAUUGGCAACAUGCAUGUGGCGUGUUGUUAUCAUUUUGCUGUGAUUCUUGUAACACGGCCGUUCUUGAUUACUACACUUAGUGUUCGGCUGGCCCGGCUUCACCAAACUUUUGCCUCUGUCACUCCUCAUGAGCCACUCGAAGAAGAUCCGGCACAUUCUCGGUUGGCAGCAGCAUGCAUUGAUUCGGCUGUGUAUAUGCUACAGACGUGCAGAGAGAUUCAUCAAUCAGAGCUUCUCCUACGACAAAUGUCAAUUCUCAAAGCCUUCGUAUUUGCCGCCGCUCUUGUGCUAGGAUUCGCCAUGUUUGCUCACCGAAGCGUCGAUACUGAAAUUGACCAUGCAUUCACAGGAGCUUUGAAGAUUCUGCAAAUGCUGUCACAGCAAUCGGCACAAGCCGCCCACUAUCUGGAAAUUCUCACACUACUGGAAAGCGCCGUCAAGCAGCAACGGCAACGACUGUCAGCACAGGCGCGUCAACGAAGGAGCCAAUAUGUGAACCGGAUUUUCAGUCUGAGCGAAAUCCCGUCCACAACGCCAGCCCCGAGCCAAGGUACAGACUUCGGCCACUCUGGGACCGGCACUCCUGUUCAAGUUCAGAGUGGUCUUUUCUUUCCUAUGAUUUCGAAUGACGAGGAAAAUGCGAUUGUGACUCCUCCCAUCUUAGAUGGUGUAUUCUUAGAUUGGGAAGGCAUGGAGCUCCCGCUUUGGGACAGUUUUCCCUUUACCGAGCCAGGCUCAUCUGUUUUGCCCGGAGCAAGUUUAGAAUGA
Molecule: messenger RNA, 2100 nt
Organism: Penicillium oxalicum
Lineage: Eukaryota; Fungi; Ascomycota; Eurotiomycetes; Eurotiales; Aspergillaceae
Product: Zn(II)2Cys6 transcription factor
Exons: 5
Coding region: 1-2100 (699 amino acids)
Biological process (GO): DNA-templated transcription; positive regulation of transcription from RNA polymerase II promoter by galactose
Cellular component (GO): nucleus
Molecular function (GO): DNA-binding transcription factor activity, RNA polymerase II-specific; RNA polymerase II cis-regulatory region sequence-specific DNA binding; zinc ion binding
Source: RefSeq, a predicted model, not a curated record